Messenger RNA from Carlito syrichta (Philippine tarsier), 1147 nucleotides. RefSeq names its product F-box and leucine rich repeat protein 14 (gene FBXL14). Gene Ontology annotation, cellular component: SCF ubiquitin ligase complex. Gene Ontology annotation, molecular function: protein binding. The record is from RefSeq and is a predicted model, not a curated record. The transcript is spliced from 3 exons. Gene Ontology annotation, biological process: SCF-dependent proteasomal ubiquitin-dependent protein catabolic process. The coding region runs from base 167 to 1147 and encodes 326 amino acids. NCBI's taxonomy places the organism in Eukaryota, Metazoa, Chordata, Mammalia, Primates, Tarsiidae.
GGCCUGGCGGGACGCCGCCUACCACAAGUCGGUGUGGCGGGGGGUGGAGGCCAAGCUGCACCUGCGCCGGGCCAACCCGUCGCUGUUCCCCAGCCUGCAGGCCCGGGGCAUCCGCCGGGUGCAGAUCCUGAGCCUGCGCCGCAGCCUGAGCUACGUGAUCCAGGGCAUGGCCAACAUCGAGAGCCUCAACCUCAGCGGCUGCUACAACCUCACCGACAACGGGCUGGGCCACGCGUUCGUGCAGGAGAUCGGCUCCCUGCGCGCGCUCAACCUGAGCCUCUGCAAGCAGAUCACCGACAGCAGCCUGGGCCGCAUCGCGCAGUACCUCAAGGGCCUGGAGGUGCUGGAGCUGGGCGGCUGCAGCAACAUCACCAACACCGGCCUGCUGCUCAUCGCCUGGGGCCUGCAGCGCCUCAAGAGCCUCAACCUCCGCAGCUGCCGCCACCUCUCGGACGUGGGCAUCGGGCACCUGGCCGGCAUGACGCGCAGCGCGGCCGAGGGCUGCCUGGGCCUGGAGCAGCUCACGCUGCAGGACUGCCAGAAGCUCACGGACCUCUCCCUGAAGCACAUCUCCCGCGGGCUGGCGGGCCUGCGGCUGCUGAACCUCAGCUUCUGCGGCGGCAUCUCGGACGCCGGCCUCCUGCACCUGUCGCACAUGGGCAGCCUGCGCAGCCUCAACCUGCGCUCCUGCGACAACAUCAGCGAAACGGGCAUCAUGCACCUGGCCAUGGGCAGCCUGCGAAACGCCAGCCCAACGACCACGGCCUUGUCGCCCUCCUGCCCCCCUGUCGCCAAGCCCGGUCUCUUCUCAUCGCUUCGCCCUGGCAGGCCUCUGCUAGCCACGCUCACUGCAUUUCUGUCACCAACGUGGAAAUUUAAGAAAUCGAACAAAAUGAAACUGUUUAAAAAACCAGCCCUGAAAGCCACAGUUUCCCCGAGUGGCCAGUGUUCCUUUGGGUGGAAACAAGAGCUAGGGCUGCUGUUGAAAGAGUGGGUCAUGAGACGUGGACGGGGCGAGAAAGAUGGAUUUCCUGACCCUCAGAGCGGCUGCGGGGAGGACGUGAAGGUGGAGCGACUGAAGCCAUUGUUCCGAAAAGUUGAAAGAGCGCUGUCCCUGCGUGCUCGCUGGCUCAGUCAUGCAUACUGA